This is a messenger RNA of Argiope bruennichi, 433 nucleotides long. It is a transcript of the gene ND-B12, whose product is annotated as NADH dehydrogenase [ubiquinone] 1 beta subcomplex subunit 3-like. The record is from RefSeq and is a predicted model, not a curated record. Gene Ontology annotation, biological process: electron transport chain; mitochondrial respiratory chain complex I assembly. Bases 91 to 381 code for a protein of 96 amino acids. Gene Ontology annotation, cellular component: mitochondrion. The transcript is spliced from 2 exons. Lineage: Eukaryota; Metazoa; Arthropoda; Arachnida; Araneae; Araneidae.
ACAAAACAAACGAAAACAAAUUGCCCUUCAAUUACGGAAAGAUACAUAUUUUCAACUUGAUCAGUUAAGUUUUUUAGUUUACUAUUAAAAAUGGGUGGCCAUAAAAUGGAACUACCUAAAGUUCCAGAUUAUAGAAUAUAUAAAGUUGAAGACUGCCCACAAUUAAUGAAAACACAAAGAAUGCUCGCUCAACAUGGACUUAAAGAUCCAUGGUUACGAAAUGAAGUUUGGAGAUAUCCACCAGCUUCACGAAAUCCAUGGAAUGUUUACAAAGAAGUGUUUUUCCGAAGGAUAAAAUUGGGAUUUGCUUUAGCUGUACUCACUGUCGUAGGAGAGAAAACCUAUCAUCAUUUUUAUCCUGAAGAGCACCAUCAUCAUUAAAAAAAAAUUUACAAUAUAAGUUGAUUGUAGUAAAAAUAAAUAUCAAAAUUAA